GCGCCCUACGAGUUGUUGGGGCGUUGCCAUGGCAACGACACAUCGCGACAGAGCGGGGUUGGAAACUCCGUCGCUGCAUGUCGCGACACAUCCGAACCGGCACCGGCAGCGAGAUGGCAGCGGCGAGCGCCAGCCCCGGGUCCCGGUCCCUCCGUGCCCGGGGGUCUCUCCUCGCCCGCCGACGGCAGCUUCACCCGCCGGGAUUUCCGUCUGUCACCGCCUCCAGCAGCCCUGUGGUGAUCGGUCAGGAUGUGCCAAAACAUCCUCCAGAGCUGCUCACCUCCAAGCCCAAGCUCAAGACCAUCAGACUCAUAACCAAGGACCUGAUCCGGGACAUCAUCAUCCCCCAGGAGAAGCCUCAACCGUGUCUCAUCAUUGGAGAAAAGGAAUAUGAGAGGAUCAAGGAAUCAGCUCGAGCCCCAACUGAUGUGGAGCGUUGGGACAGGCUGAAGACCCUGAAAGCCAGACAGGACGCUGCUUUUGAAUCCCUGAAAAAGGCCCAGAUGGAGGAGCAGAGAAAGGCAGAACUGGAGGAUGAGAGGGACCAUCAGAGAGACGAGGAGGAGGAGGAGGAGCUGCUGCGGCGGGCGAUGAGGAUGAGGCUGGAGCAGGAGGAAGAGAUGAGGGAGCUGAACACACUGUUCCUCAGUGCCAAGUGCAACAUGAUCCGGGACAAGCAAGUGCUGGAGAAGCGGAUGAUCCACAAGGAGCUGGCAGAGGAGGAGAAACGCCUGGACAAGAUUUUAAAAACGGGGUGGGAGAAGGGCUUGGAGGUGCAGGAGAAGCUGGAGAGCUGCAGGAAGCGGGAGCUGAUCAGAGCCAGGCAGCACCUGGUGAAGCAGAUGGAGCAGAAGGCAGAGGAGCGAGCGCUGAGGGCUGAGGAGCUGCACCAGGAGGGCCAGAGGCAGCUGCAGCUCCUGGAGCAGAUGAAGAGGGAGGAAAGGAAGGCCUGGGAGCAGAAACAGGAACAGAAAAGGAAAAUCUUUGCUGAAAUUCAACGUUUCAACGUGGAGAGCCAGAGGCUGAAGGAUCAACAGCGGGAGCAGGAGAGGCUGGAGGAGGAGCUGGUGCUGGAGCAACAGAGGCAGAAGGAUGAGCGUGAGGCUGCCUUGCAGGCAGAGCAGGAACAGCUGCACAGGGAGAAGGAAAAGGAGCUGGCCCAGCUCAGAGCCAAGCAGGAGCAGGCCCAGGACUGGCAGGCAGAGCAGGAUGCUCUGAAGGCCAAGAGGAACCAAGAGGCUGCAGAGAGGGAAUGGAGGCAGCAGGAGCUGGAGAAGGCACAGAGGAAGGCUGGGAUGGAGCAGCAGCUGAGGCAGGAGCGGCUGCAGCAGGUGGCCCAGAAGGAUCAGCACUUGGCCAUGCAGAUGGAGCAGGACCGCCAGGAAUUCCAGAGGGUGCUCAGAGCCCAGCAGGAGCAGCUGGAGCAGGAGCAGCUGCAGCAGGAGCGGAGGGAGCUCCGGCAGCGCGCCCACGCCGCCGAUCUGCGGCGGCAGAUCCAGGAGCUCCGGCGGCGGCGGCAGCGGGAGCGGGCGGCGGUCACCGAGGAGCGCCGGCAGCAGGAGCAGGAGAUCCGGCAGCGCCGCCAGCUCCUGGCCCGGCUCAGGCAGCAGAAACUGCAGGAAUUCAGAGCCACUGGAAUUCCUGAUAAAUAUUGUGCCCAGGUGGAGCGCAGGGCUCGGAGCUGGAAUUGCCCAUGAGUUUAGUCCUGGCUUACAAGGUGGGGUCUAACCAAACCGUGUUUUCAUCCUUUUAGUGGACGGGUCACUCGCUGUAGCUGGGUGUUAGAGAAGGGAAGGAGGCAAAGCCUGCAGGGCAGUGUUUGUUUGGCUUCCCAAAAUGACUCAGCUGUGGUAAUUUACACCUCAGGGGUCACCUCUGCCCCUGGGCCAUCAAAAAUCCCAGUGGGCAGCCUGUGGACAGACCUAGGACAUCAAGGAUUGGCCAGAGCAUCCCAUGAGUCACAGGAAUACAGAAUUCCAUGGGGAAAUUCCCUGCCAUGGGAGAGGUACUGAACAUAAUCUGGGCUCUUUGGGGAUUUGGGAUACCACCACAGCUCAGAGGAGGACCAGACCUUCCACAGGGCCUCUGCUUUCGACAGGAUUGCAACCAUCACUCCAACACCCCGACUGACAGGAUGUCAGGUUGUACUCUGCCUUUGUGGUUUGACUCCAGUUUUUAUUGUAAUCUUUCUAUUAAAUUGUGAUUCCAACCUGAAAUCUCCCUCAAGGUAUUUGUGUGGUCAUU
This is a messenger RNA of Oenanthe melanoleuca, 2244 nucleotides long. It is a transcript of the gene CFAP45, whose product is annotated as cilia and flagella associated protein 45. Lineage: Eukaryota; Metazoa; Chordata; Aves; Passeriformes; Muscicapidae. The record is from RefSeq and is a predicted model, not a curated record. Bases 78 to 1697 code for a protein of 539 amino acids. The transcript has 11 exons.